Molecule: messenger RNA, 1753 nt
Organism: Phascolarctos cinereus (koala)
Lineage: Eukaryota; Metazoa; Chordata; Mammalia; Diprotodontia; Phascolarctidae
Gene: MRS2
Product: magnesium transporter MRS2
Biological process (GO): mitochondrial magnesium ion transmembrane transport
Cellular component (GO): mitochondrial inner membrane
Molecular function (GO): magnesium ion transmembrane transporter activity
Source: RefSeq, a predicted model, not a curated record
CCGGCGGGCCGCGAGGGCACUUCUCAGUUGCCGGAGCUUUGAUGGCUGCUCCGGGGCGUGAGGGCAGGGAUCUCGCUGCCGGCAGCUGAGGCUUCCGCUCUCCAACGCUAUGGAUUGUGUUCCUAGCCUAGCCCGGCUCCUACCCCGAGCUGUGGGGCGGCCCCAGCGAGGCCUGGGCGCGCUAGCGCUGACCCGGCCCCGCGGAGCCCUCCUCACUGCCUCCUCCCUCGGACCCUGGGCCGGAGUGCCGCUUCCCAGACACAACCGAACCGGGCUGCCCCGGAGUACUUGGCUCCGGAAGCUCUGUGAGCCCCGGCGGCCCAGUAGAUCAGGUAUACGGCCCCUUCCUCCCCCGAGCCUUCUCAGCGGGCCUAGGCCUUGGAUCGGUCCUGGAGGUGAAAUUCUUCGACUCAGUACUUCUGAUGCUUCCCAAGCCACCUUAGCUAGUGUAGCGCCGGUAUUUACUGUGACAAAAUUUGACAAGGAAGGGAAUGUUUCUUCUUUUGAAAGAAAGAAAAUAGAAUUAUACCAGGAAUUAGGUCUUCAAGCUCGAGAUUUACGAUUUCAGCACUUAAUGAGUAUCACAACCAGGAACAAUAGAAUUAUCAUGAGAAUGGAGUAUUUGAAAGCUGUGAUCACUCCAGAAUAUCUUCUGAUACUAGAUUAUCGUAAUUUAAACUGGGAACAGUGGCUCUUCCGGGAACUCCCUUUACAGCUGGCUGGGGAGGGUCAGCUUGUCACAUACUCCUUGCCCUUUGAGUUUAGGGUCAUAGAAGCUCUUCUGCAGUAUUGGAUCAACACCCUUCAGGGGAAACUUAGCCUUUUGCAGCCUCUCAUUCUUGAGACCCUGGAAGCUUUAGUGGACCCCAAACAUUCAUCAGUGGACAGAAGCAAACUGCACAUCUUACUACAAAAUAGCAAAAGCCUAUCAGAAUUAGAAACAGAUAUUAAAGUUUUCAAAGAGUCAAUUUUGGAAAUACUAGAUGAAGAAGAAUUGAUGGAAGAACUCUGUCUAACCAAAUGGAGUGAUCCUGAAGUCUUUGAGAAGAGCAGUACUGGAAUUGACCAUGCUGAAGAGAUGGAACUGCUUUUGGAAAACUAUUACAGGUUAGCUGAUGAUCUCUCCAAUAAAGCUCGGGAGCUCAGAGUAUUGAUUGAUGACUCAGAAAGUAUUAUUUUCAUCAAUCUAGACAGCCAUCGUAAUGUGAUGAUGAGGUUGAAUCUACAGUUGACCAUGGGAACCUUCUCUCUUUCACUUUUUGGACUAAUGGGAGUUGCCUUUGGAAUGAACUUGGAGUCCUCCCUUGAAGAGGACCAUAGAGUGUUUUGGCUGGUAACAGGAAUCAUGUUUAUGGGAAGUGGCCUCAUCUGGAGGCGCCUGCUUUCAUUUCUUGGUCGACAGCUAGAAGCUCCUUUACCUCCUAUGAUGCCCUCUUUACCUAAAAAGCCUCUCCAAGCAAGUGGAAGAAUUGAGAUGAAGAACAGUCUCAGGACAGAUGCUUUUGGGUCGAGCCGAAGUAUCCUAACAAACCGAUAGGAACGGCAAGCAAUGACUGAAAUCUUGGUUUUGGUGGUUGACAUAAGAAGCUUCUGGCACUAUUCUAAUUUAUUUUCUUUUAAUAAAAUUGAAGACUUGAAAACAACUCAUGGUUAAAAUAUGACCACUGAAUGUCAAUAAGCUAUGGCAAUCUUAAGACUAGGAUUUUAGUUCAUAAAGUCAGAAUUCAGAGUAAAGGAAUGAAGUGAAAUUGUC